AGAUACUUAGUGAAAUGACUGACCAUAGGAGAACGAAGAAAUCGUUCAAUUUUAGGUCUGAUAUGACUGUUAAUGACGGUGGAGCGAGAAGCAUUACCAAGCACCACUUCAGCUGUAAUGACUGUGAGAGGGCGACCGCACGUGACAAGGCCAUGCUGUCUGGCUUGGGGAUCACCCACAUUGUGAACGCUGCUGACGGGCCUCGGAGAAUCAACACCGGGGCACGGUUCUACGACGGUAUGACCGUAGAGUACCACGGGGUGGAGGCCGCUGACCAUCCAGCUUUCGACCUCAGCCCUUUCUUCCACCCAACUGCGGAGUUCAUUCGAGAGGCACUGUCCCAAAAAGGCAAGUGUGAGCGGGCAUCGAGGGGCAGGAGGGCACCUGAAGUGUUCAAGAGCAACACUUUUUUAUUUACAGAGCUCAUGAAAUGGAAGGUGCUUGUCCACUGUGCGAUGGGAGUCAGUCGCUCAGCGACCCUGGUGUUGGCCUUCCUGAUGAUCUGUGAGGACCUCACUCUGGUGGAAGCCAUCAACGCCGUCCGAAAACACAGGCACGUCUGCCCCAACGAAGGGUUCCUCAACCAGCUCCGACACCUGGACUCAACCUUAGCUCAGGAGAGGAGCAUAAAACAGGUCUCAUACGAUUCAUAA
Molecule: messenger RNA, 653 nt
Organism: Megalops cyprinoides (Indo-Pacific tarpon)
Lineage: Eukaryota; Metazoa; Chordata; Actinopteri; Elopiformes; Megalopidae
Product: dual specificity protein phosphatase 13-like
Exons: 3
Coding region: 15-653 (212 amino acids)
Biological process (GO): negative regulation of MAPK cascade; protein dephosphorylation
Cellular component (GO): cytoplasm
Molecular function (GO): protein tyrosine/serine/threonine phosphatase activity; MAP kinase phosphatase activity
Source: RefSeq, a predicted model, not a curated record